Messenger RNA from Linum tenue, 543 nucleotides. The record is from the annotation of a GenBank genome assembly. Lineage: Eukaryota; Viridiplantae; Streptophyta; Magnoliopsida; Malpighiales; Linaceae.
AUGUAUCUCAAGGUGAAGUUGCCAUGGAAUGUUAUCAUAGCUCCAGAAAACCUUGAUAUCAAGGGACUUCUGCUUCAGAGGGCUAUCCUUUUAAAGGUUCUGGAAGAGUUUGCUAGCCGGCGAGCCCACAAGGACCUCGGCUACCACAUUGCAGUGACUACCCUGGAGAGCAUAGGGGACGGAAAAGUGAGGCAACACACAGGGGAGGUGAUGUUCCCUGUUGUGUUCAGUGCCAUCACCUUCAACAUCUUCCGGGGAGAGGUGCUGGAAGGCCAGGUCCACAAGGUUUUCAAGCAUGGCGUCUUCUUGCGAUGUGGGCCGAUGGAGCACAUCUACCUUUCGUGCACCAAAAUGCCGGGCUACCGGUAUGUGCCUGGAGAAAACCCGGAGUUCAUCAACGAGAAGAGUCCCCCGGUCGGGAAAGAUGAUCUGGUGAGGUUCAUGGUGAUGGGGACCAAGUGGCUGGAGGCCGACAGGGAGUUUCAGGCGUUGGCUAGCUUGGAGGGCGAUUUUCUAGGUCCCUUGCCAAGGCCAGAAAUCUAG